AUGUCUGAUGUUCAGAAAAAUCGGCACAAAUUCGGUCGAAUCGUUCUGGAGAAAUCGGCGUCAGAUGCCGAUACGAAGAUAUUUAACAAAGAUUAUUAUGAGACACACGAAAUAGAAACAGCUGCAGUAAAAAUCCAAGCCGGGACUAGAGGAUAUUUAACGAGAAAAAAACUGCAAGAACAACUUGAUGAGGCAAACUAUGCGGCUACAGUAAUACAAUCUGGCGUUAGAGGUUAUAUGAGUCGCAAAUCGUAUCAACGAAGUCAAGGCAAGGAAAUGUUAAGGUCACCAAAAAAAGUGAAAAAUACUCAAGACGACCAAAGCAAGCCUGAAGAAAAAAUUCUCUUUACGUCAGAAAAGACUGAAAAUCUGACUACAUAUCCUUCUUUUCUUUUGAUGGGAGCUUGUGAUCCGUCUAAAUUUGAAUACGGAGUUAAUUCGAUAAUAUCAUACGAUAUAGAAGGAAGUGUUUGGGAAACAAUAGCGCUCAGUCCGAUUUCAUUACUCAAUGCCGGAAUGGUUUCAACUGAAAAAACUCUAUUCAUUAUUGGCGGAUGCAGUAUACGAGAUGUGACGGAAGAUGGAAGAAUGGUUCCCAUUAAAAAUGGUUAUUCAUAUGACUUCGAGGACGAAAAAUGGAGCGUCUUAUCACCCAUGAAUGAGCCCAGAUCAUUACAUGGGGUGGUCAAUUUUCAGGGAAGAAUUUUUGUGAUCGGUGGCAUAAGUGAUUUGAAAAAAUUUCGUAUAUUAUCAUCAAUUGAAAUGCUUGAUGAAGCUUCUGGUCAAUGGAUGGAGUUUGAACCUUCUUUGCCACAGCCUCUGUUCGGAAUGGGUGUCGCUGUUUACGAUGGCCUUUUAUGGAUUGCUGGGGGUAUAACACAGAUUGGUGAUGAAGAGUCCUAUACAGAUGCUGUAUGGUGUUAUGACCACAAGUUGAAACGGUGGUGCAAUCGUCCAUUUUUACCACAACCCAUAGCAUUUGGUACACUUCUUGCAUCCGGACAUAAUCUGUUUUCUAUUGGUGGAACAAUUCGCUCACGAAGUGGAAAUGAUAUUAUAAGCAUAAACAACAUAUACAGUUUUAAAAAUGGAGCCUGGGUCGAGAAUACACCAAUCCCAAAAAAUCUUCACAGUGUUGUUGCAGGCAUUUAUGAAAAAAAUAUCUAUAUAUUUGGUGCUCUGAGUUUAGAAACGAGAUGCCCUUUGGAACAGCCAAUCUAUUUUGACGGACGAGAACAAACAUGGAAACGCGUGGUGUCACUUCCUGAAUCGUCUUCAGGAUAUAUCAUCGCCUCAGCGGCUCGGCAUGAUUUUAUCAAGAAGAGAAAGGAGGAGAACUGAAGCUUGCACAAUAAAUCAAUGAAUAAAUAAAACGAAGAUUUUCACACGGAAUAUAUAAGAUUUCAUCUCCUCUCUUUUGAUAAUUUAAUAAAGAUACUCAGAAAAAAAGUUUGCGCCGCAUUUAUUAUUAAUUUAGAAGAAAAACUGUGAAUAAGCAAUUGAGUAAUUUCAUUUAAAAGUAGUUAAAAUAUUAUUUUUUAUUUUUGUAUAAUUCAACAAAAAUAAUUUUUAAAAUUUUACAUCUUUUUUUGAAAUUUUAAUUCAUUAUCGUUUCGUCAAUACAGUAAACCUCCGAUUAUUAAUUAGGUUAAUUAUUCGCUCUGUGGUUAACAGCGAUCAUUCAUUUACAAAUACACGUAUAUAAAAAAUGUUGGAAAUCAAAAAAAAGGUUUUUAUAUACUAUUAGUAUUCGUUUUGUGACACUUUAUCCGCGUGAAGUUCUAUCUCACGAAAUUUUGUCCACGUAAUUAGAGUCCACCCACUUUGUCAACGAUAAAUUCUGUCUCGCAACAAUUUGUUUUUGCCAGAUUCUGUUUAACUAUUGUUCAUCAGUGCUAGAUUUUGUCCCACGAUAGUUUGUCCGGCAGAUUUAAUCUUUCGGUAGUUUACUCGCUGUUUCCCGUUGUCUCACUAUACUUUUAGAUACUAUCCAAUGACAAUAACGGUUUUACUAAAGCAAGGAUAUUUGCGAAGUGAGGAACAAAAUUUCCAAAUCAUCUUCCUACUUUUUUAUUAGCU
Molecule: messenger RNA, 2079 nt
Organism: Parasteatoda tepidariorum (common house spider)
Lineage: Eukaryota; Metazoa; Arthropoda; Arachnida; Araneae; Theridiidae
Source: RefSeq, a predicted model, not a curated record